CCAGAACCUGCAGAGCUGUUUUUCUAUCACCAUUUUCGAAUGAAUUCGUCCAACUUAAUCGAAUCUCGUUAAUUCCUAGUGGAAAAUGGAAGCCUUCUCUCCCUGAUGUGGACGCGAUACCUCCACAGCUGCGGUGACCGGUCAGAGCCGUCAUGAGCGAGCCCCGCGGCCGACUGGAGGUGCCGGCGGAGCGGCCCCGACCCCGGCUGCCGCCGCUGACCGCUGCGCUCGACUCCAGCGAUGACUCGGGACGGUACGCCAGCCGGGAGUACCGCAGUCGACAGGCCAAGCGGCGACGGCGGGCCAAGCUGGAGGCCCAGCGCGCCGACCGGACGGCCGCCGGAGACUCGGCCGAUAGCGCCACACUCAGGUCCCACGGUGCGCCGGACGACUCAGCAGCUGGCGACACCACCUACCGGCGUGAGACCUCCUUCGACGCUAGCUACCGGCGCGAGCCGUCUGCCGAGGCCAGCGGCCACCGACGCGACCUGUCGGGCGACCUCAGCUACCGACGCGACCUCUCCGGCGACCUCAGCUACCGACGCGAGCUGUCGGGCGACUCGUCCCGUCGCGAGGGGGCGCUGGAGCUGGCCUCCGAGCCGGCUGAGAUGUCAAUCACUGACGAGCUCUCUAGAUUAGGUGAGGAGGUGCGCUCGGGCAGCGAGGCCGGCGGCGACCUGCCGCCCAGCCUGCUGCCAGAGCACGUCCCCCAGCCGGCCGUCACCAAACUCUAUAUCGAGAAGGGCAGCCGGUUCCACGCGGCCAAACGGCAGACGGCGACUCGCUCCGCCGGCGCCGCCUACUCCAAAAAGUCUCAGGCACGCGCCGUGGACCUGGCACUGCAAACACAGCGGCUGUUCGCGCCGCUUGGCCGGCUGUGUUUCGGCCUGCUGGCGGGUCUGACGCUGGCGCACCUGAUGUUCGUGGCGGCGCUGACCAGGGACGGCGGGCGUCCUCUCGACUUUGUGUCGCACUACUCGCCCCUGGCGCUGCCGUUCCGUGCGGUGUUCUUCACGAUGUCCGUGGUGUGUUGUGUGGCCGCGCUGGACCGGUACGACGUGAGCCGCGCCUCGGCCGCCCGGCUGCGGCGCUCGCUGACGCUGCAGGACGGCGGCGUCACCGUGCUGCUGUACCUGGCCGUGCUGGCCGUCUCCACCUGCCUGGCGCCUACCGACGACCGGCUGCACCUGUACCGCCGCAACGGCACCGCAGGCCUCUGGGAGUCGACCGCCGCCGUGCGCGGCGACUGCCGGCUCAUGGUGGUGCUGUGCGCCGUGCGGGCCGGCCUGGCGCUGCUCGCCUGGCUGGUGGUGGCCGCCAACCCGGCGCUGGACAGGGUGCUGCAGCACCUGCGUCAGCUCAGCGCCGCCGGCAGGGUAGCGGAGCCGCCGGCGGAGCGGGGCGCGGAGAGGCCGGCCGGCGUGGCCACCAUCUCGUGAAAACAGCUCUACGGAGGAUUGGAGAGACGGAUAGCCGUAUCACACUUGCCAUAAGACUGGAACUCGCCCUCUCAUGCGUACAAAUCGCGGCUUGUUCCUUCCAUUUGAAUGAAUUGCAUAUUUUUUCGCUCCCAGCUCGCAGCUUGCCCCGUGCGAGUUGGGAGUCAGAAAUGUGCAAUUUAUUACAAUGGGAGGGGCGAGACUCGACUUGCACGCAUGCUAGUUGUGAUCCAGCUGACUCCGAGUAUUGCUUAUUGCACGAAUCGCUGAUAAUCGGCAGAACAGAAUCGCGGCGAGUAGGGCAUCGACGUGUUGACUGAGCCAUGCUCUCCUGUCUCGCGAGACAUUUGUGUUGCCAUUGCAUGCCUGACAAUGCGGUCAUCAGGGGUGAAAGGAAACACGUGAUCUCAAUUCAUCUUUUGACAUUCAUCCAUGUUGCAAGCUUCCCAAGUCUUGCCGAUGCUUUGCAGAAGCUUUUUACAAGCGCUUGGAUAUGCAUUGCAGUUUGUAUUGCGUUGUGUUCUUCAGUUUAGUGUAGUGUAGUGGUGAUUUGAACACGUCUCAUCAGGUUGACAAAAUCGGCCUUAGCAAAUUAACAAAAGCAAUCGGUAACAAAUUAACAAUCGGUAGCAAAUUAACAAUUAAUCGGCAUAGGAGCUCAGUAUGACAAUUUCCAAAUCUGCUUGUGCUUGUGUGUUGAGUGUUGUCUGCUUCUGCGCAUCGCUUACUGCAAAAGGAACAAGUGUGACAUUCCCAA
Messenger RNA from Amphibalanus amphitrite, 2196 nucleotides. RefSeq lists its product as uncharacterized. Gene Ontology annotation, biological process: cilium assembly. The transcript is spliced from 3 exons. NCBI's taxonomy places the organism in Eukaryota, Metazoa, Arthropoda, Thecostraca, Balanomorpha, Balanidae. Gene Ontology annotation, cellular component: ciliary transition zone. The record is from RefSeq and is a predicted model, not a curated record. The coding region runs from base 153 to 1439 and encodes 428 amino acids.